GCAGUGCUGGGCGCUCGGCCCCUCUGAGUGGUGCGGGCACCAGGGUCCGGAGCCGUCGUGCCGGGGCCACACUGGGCAUCGCGGGAAGUGUGACUCGCCAAGCAAAGCCACGUUACGGUUUCCUUUCUCCGGAGCUGAGCAGCAGGCAGGGGUCACCGCUGGAGGAAUUUACCAGUUUUUCUCAAGAAGGCCUGGGGCCGCCUCCCCUCCCUUCCUCCCGCCUUGUAGUUCUUUGUUUGAACUUGAGACUUCCUGAACUUGGAAGGUGUUUUUGGCCCGGGCAGCUGGAGCAGGUCCCUGACCCCGGGAGCCCCGGCCAGCGCAAGCCCCUUUCCGAGGAAGGAAACGCCCAAGACCUGCGUGCAGACCGCCGUGCGUCUGUGUCCUGCGCAGUGUGGGGACGGGUUGGGGGCCGGUGGCAGCCUCUGCGGGAGCCCUCGUGGGCAGGCGGUUGCGGGCUCCCUGGUGACUGUCCGUGCCCACGGUCAGUGGCAGCCCGAGGCCUGGAGGUAGAGGCCGGGGACCCGGCGAGCUGGUUGGACGCUCUGUUGUGCUUCCUCGGGACUUGGUACAGCAAGGUCACAGGAGGUCGUGUGCCCAGCUCGGCGUGUAGCGCCGGGUGGGGCGCCCUCCCCCUCGCCGCCAGCGCCCGCCUGCGUCCGACUGUUCCCAGCAGAGGGCUGCAGGGCGGCGGGACCCCGUUCCGCCCUUGCACGAGCCUGUCCGCAGAAGAAAGCUCCACUGCCGAGCGCGUCCCUGGAGAAAGCAGGAUGGCCUCGAGGGGGGCCCCCCAGGGGGUUCUCAGGGGCCUCCAGCAACGGCUGCGGCUGCGGCCUCCGCGGUGCUGGGCGGCCUCGAGGCGCUCACAGCCAGAUGAAAUCAUGCACCGGGACAUCAGCCCGCUCUGCGCCGCGGACAUCCAGGACCAGCUGAAGAAGCGCUUCGCGUAUCUGUCUGGUGGGCGUGGGCAGGACGGCAGCCCCGUCAUCACCUUCCCGGACUACCCGGCCUUCAGCGACGUCCCCGACAAGGAGUUCCAGAAUGUCAUGACCUACCUCACCAGCAUCCCCAGCUUGCAGGAUGCUGGCAUCGGAUUCAUCCUGGUCAUAGACCGAAGGCAGGACAAAUGGACGUCCGUGAAGGCGUCGAUCCUGCGGAUAGCAGCGUCCUUCCCGGCAAACCUCCGGCUUGUGCUGGUUCUGCGGCCCACGGGGUUGCUCCAAAGGACCCUCUCAGACCUGGCGCUCAAAUUCAACAGAGAUGACUUCAACAUGAAGGUGCCGGUCAUAAUGCUGAGCUCAGUACCAGAAUUACACGGUUACAUCGACAAGUCCCAGCUCACCGAGGACCUGGGCGGGACCCUGGAUUACAGCCACACCAGGUGGCUGUGUCACCGCACAGCGAUCGAAGGUUUCGCCCUCAUGGUAAAGCAGACGGCUCAGAUGCUGCAAUCCUUUGGCACCGAGCUGGCCGAGACGGAGCUGCCCAACGAUGUGCCGUCCACGAACUCAGUGCUCUGCGCACACACGGAGAAGAAGGACAAAGCGAAGGAGGACAUGAAGCUGGCACUGGACGAGGGGCGGAGCCUUCUGGAGAACAUCAGGGAGCCUCUGGCCAAGUGCGGGGAGCAGAGCCUGAACCAGGACCAGCUAGACAACCAGACCACUGUGCAGAGGCUCCUGGACCAGCUGACCGAGACCGAGGCCGCCUUCGAUGAGUUCUGGGCGAAGCACGAGCAGAAGCUCCGGCAGUGCCUGCAGCUGCGGCAGUUCGAGCAGGAUUUCCGCGAGGUCAAAGCCUCCUUAGACGCACUGGCCCAGAAGAUAGCAACCUUCACCGACGUAGGCAACAGCCGGGCGCACGCAGAGCACCUCCUGAAGGACCUCACCAGCUUCGAGGACAAGUCGAGUGCCUCCGUGGAGCGUGCUCGCGGCCUGUCCCUGGAGGGCGAGCAGCUCAUCGACAGCAAGCACUAUGCCGUGGACUCCAUCCGCCCCAAGUGCCACGAGCUCCGGCACCUGUGUGAGCAGCUCACGGCCGAGGUGGAGCGGCGGAGGGAGUUACUCAGCAAGUCCUUGGAGCUGCACCACCUCCUGGAAGCGUCCAUGAAAUGGUGCGACCAGGGCAUCUACCUGCUGGCUUCGCAGCCAGUGGACAAGUGCCAGUCCCAGGAUGGCGCCGAGGCGGCCCUGCAGGAAAUCGAGAAAUUUCUGGAGACUGGCGCAGAAAAUAAGAUCCAGGAGCUCAGUAAGAUUUACCAGGACUACGAAUCCAUCCUCACGAAAGACCUGAUGGAGCACGUGCAAAAGGUCUUCCAGAAGCAAGAGGGCAUGGAGGAGAUGUUCCACCGGAGACAGGCCAGCCUGAAGAAGCUGGCUGCCAAGCAGAUGCGGCCCGUGCAGCCCGUGGCCCCCCGGCCAGAGGCGCUCACGAAAUCACCCUGCCCCUCUCCAGGCAGCCGGAGAGGCUCUGAGAACAGUUCUGAGGGCAGCGGGCUCCGGAGAGGGCCCUACAGGAGGGCCAAGAGCGAGAUGAGCGAGAGCCGGCCAGGACGGAGCAGCUCCACAGGGGAUGAGGAGGAGAGCCUGGCCAUCUUGCGGAGGCAUGUGAUGAAUGAGCUCUUGGAUACGGAACGGGUCUACGUGGAAGAGCUGCUCUGUGUCCUAGAGGGCUACGCUGCAGAACUCGAAAACCCGCUCAUGGCGCACCUCGUGUCACCAGGUCUCCAGAACAAGAAGGACAUUCUGUUUGGGAACAUGGAGGAAAUUUACCACUUUCAUAACAGGAUAUUCCUCAGGGAGCUGGAGAGCUACACGGACUGCCCGGAGCUGGUUGGGAGGUGCUUCCUGGAACGGAUGGAGGAGUUCCAGAUCUACGAGAAGUAUUGCCAGAACAAGCCACGCUCUGAGAGCCUGUGGAGACAGUGCUCCGACAGCCCAUUCUUCCAGGAAUGCCAGCGGAAGCUGGACCACAAGCUCAGUCUGGACUCCUACCUGCUGAAGCCGGUCCAGAGAAUCACCAAGUACCAGCUGCUACUGAAGGAGAUGCUGAAAUACAGCAGGAGCUGCGCGGGGGCCGAGCACUUGCAGGAGGCCCUGAGCUCCAUCCUGGGCAUCCUCAAGGCCGUCAACGACUCCAUGCACCUGAUCGCCAUCACUGGCUACGACGGGAACCUGAGUGAGCUGGGGAAGCUGCUGAUGCAGGGCUCCUUCGGCGUCUGGACAGACCACAAGGGCCACUCCCGGGUGAAGGACCUGGCCAGGUUCAAGCCCAGGCGGCGGCACCUCUUCCUGCACGAGAAGGCCGUGCUGUUCUGUAAGAAGAGGGAGGAGAGCGGGGAGGGGUACGAGAAGGCGCCUUCCUACAGCUACAAGCAGUCCCUGAACAUGGCGGCCGUCGGCAUCACGGAGAACGUGAAGGGCGACGUGAGGAAGUUCGAGAUCUGGUACAACGCCAGAGAGGAGGUGUACACCAUACAGGCACCGACCCCCGAAGUCAAGGCUGCGUGGGUGAGCGAGAUCCGCAAAGUGCUGACCAGCCAGCUGCAAGCCUGCAGAGAAGCCAGCCAGCACCGUGCGCUGGAGCAGUCCCAGAGCCUGCCUCUGCCCGCGCCGCCUGGCUCCAGUCCUUCGAAAGGGACCACGAGAAACAUCAAGAAGUUGGAGGAAAGGAAGACCGACCCCCUGAGCCUGGAAGGCUACGUGAGCCCCACCUCGCUGCCGAAGCCGCCGGAGAAGGGCCGAGGUGGGUGUCCGCGCCGCGAGCCGCGAGCCGGCGUGUCCAGGACACGCACCACUGCCCUCAGGGCUGGGACCGUGGCCCACACGGCCGCCCCACACCGCCCUCUCUCUCCCUGCGUAGAUGACUCGGUGCCCAGCUCCACCUCUGAAAGCUCCGCGCUUUCCAGAAAGCGCUUUACCCUGCAGGGCUUUGCUAACCUCAAGGGUCAGAAAGCGUCUCCUACCAGCCCCGACAAAAAAGCUAAGCGACACGAAGUGAAGAGCGACCCCACGCCUUUUGGUGUACGAGGUUGGAACAAAACCUCUCAGCUCUCAGAAGCCCCUGAGGACGACGGCUGGUCCAGUGCUGAAGAGCUGAUUAAUUCCUCGGACGCAGAAGAGGAAGGCAGAGUGGGCCCCAGGAAGCUGGUUCCAGGAAAGUACACAGUCGUGCUGGGCGACGAGAAGGGAAGCCCCGACGCGUUUGCUGUGAGAAGUGGGGACGUGGUGGAGGUGGUACAGGAGGGUGACGAGGGCCUUUGGUAUGUCAGGAACCUGACCUCCAGCAAGGAAAGCUGGGUGCCGGCCAGCAGCCUGGCCUCGCUCCUCUGCACAUCCGGCUCAGCUCAGUGCCUGAGCAGCUCAGAGUCCAGUGCGGGGUCCACCCUGCUGAGUGCCUCCUCCAGCUGCGGCGAGAGCUGUGGGGUCCCCCUCUCAGAGCUCCAGGGGUAGCGCUGGGCCGUGCAGGACAGCAGCCUGCGAGCCUCUAAGUUUUCCUUUGCUUGGGCUUGCUUAGUUUGGUGAGGGGACGGUGCUCUAAGACCCUGGGGAAUGAGGACCCUGCCAAGACCCCACCGAGGAGCCGCCCGCUGCCCAUGGAGCUCUGAGGUGCAGAUGCAGGGGCUGCAGAGAGAAGGUUCUGGAAGUCUACCCUCCGGCCUCCACACCGGGACCAGCCCCAAAGAUGGUGCAGAAGCUAGGUGCAUGGGAAGACCAAAGUGCACCGAGCUUUCCAGGAAAACCAGGACGGACGGAGGGCGCCAGGCUGCCGCCAAGAGCCGGUCCUGAUCGCUCGGUGUGGUCCCGGCGCUGCUGGUCCGGUGCCUCCUGCGGGAGCGAGUGUGUUGUGGGAGAGAGGAGUCCACUGACCCAGCGGCUUGUUGGGGAUGACUGUUUUGUCUUUUGCAAGUUCUUUGAAGCAGGGAUUAAUUCCACGGCCAUUUUUGUGGUACUCUGGUCGCCAAUCUUUACCAAGAAUCACUGUGUUUACAUGAAAUGACAAUUUGAUACUGUAUUUGAUAUAAAAGUAUUUUCUGUUACCGGAGUUUACAGGACAGCACGUUGUUCGUACUGCGGGGAGAUCUGGGGCUCUCGGGGGACCGGAGCCCCCCCAAGCCCACCUAGGAGCCCCUGGUAAAAAUCCAUCAGUGUUUCUGCAAACAGCAGUAGAAACCACGGAGAUGCCCUUAUCUGUGUAAGUUAAUUUUCAAAAGAAAAUUUAAACUCUAAGUUAAAAUAUUUAGCUUCUUUUUUACCAAAAAAAAAUGGGGAACUUGAUUUUUUUAACUAGCUUCACAGAAUUGGGAUUUUUUAUUGUUUUUAAAGAAUCAGUGAAGUGUGGUUUUGCUGGGUACUGUGUGAAGCAGUCCCCACACGGGCCUCGGGGAAACCGCAAGCCUCUGCUGACCUCCGCGGCCACCGCCCGCGCUCGGUCAACCCCCUGAACUCAGAAACGCAAGGAGUCCGUUACUGAAACCGAGGCAGGACCGAAAGAAAACACUUCUGUUUCACCUUUUUGUUUCAGAAACAAAUUCUGUUCUUUGGAAACAUGGUCUGAAUCUGCCGGGGGCGGAGAGUUUUCUAUGUGUGCGUGUGUGGGUGUGUACAUAGGGGUCCCGUGUCAGGCACACGCUGGAAACUGUCGCUCACAACCCUCCCUGAGCCCCACGCCCGCCGCCCGCGAGGCCCGUGGUGGCCGUCCUCCAUGUGUCUGUGCGGCCUUCCUCGGCGUCUAGGCGUGGGACGGGCCGUGUCUGACGGUUUCCUCCGUGGGCUGCUCAGCCGGAGCCCCCCACCGCCCCGGCCACCUUGGCGGCAUCACCACGCUGGGGUCCUCUCUUCGUUAAGGCACUUUAAAACCUCCUGUUCCCGUCACUGCUUCUUGUAUCGUUCCAGGUCUUUUUUUUUUUUUUUUUUUUUUUUUUCCUGCUGAUGUAAGUGAAAUCUAAAAGUCAGAGUUCUUUAUUGUAUGGAUGGAGUUUGAAUAAAUAUCAGCCCCUCUC
Molecule: messenger RNA, 6001 nt
Organism: Lutra lutra (Eurasian river otter)
Lineage: Eukaryota; Metazoa; Chordata; Mammalia; Carnivora; Mustelidae
Gene: MCF2L
Product: MCF.2 cell line derived transforming sequence like
Exons: 31
Coding region: 771-4451 (1226 amino acids)
Biological process (GO): positive regulation of Rho protein signal transduction; intracellular signal transduction
Cellular component (GO): extrinsic component of membrane; cytoplasm
Molecular function (GO): protein binding; guanyl-nucleotide exchange factor activity
Source: RefSeq, a predicted model, not a curated record